AUGACGACGACGACGAUGAGCAUGAGGACGACGGCCUGCACGUUGCUCACCACCCUCCUCGUUCUUGCCCAUGUGUCCCCCGGUCGAACUCAAGUGACCGGUGUCGUUUACCGCAACCUGACCGCCGAUUCUUUGGAACGCUGCCUGCUGCACUGCCGGCACGAAGGCAGAAACUGCCGCAGCGUGGGCUUCUGUCCAUACGUUGGCCUGCAGCAACCGUUGUGCGUUCUUUACGAAGCGAGCAGAGAAGAGAACGGCAGCGUCCACGACCUCGACCACUACCAAAGGUGCUACCUGGCCCAAAAGACAUGCCUGCCGACCGCAAACAUCUUAGCGAACCGAAUCUGCGACCAGCCGUGGGCGUUCGAACGGAGGCCGGGUAAACGGUUGAAGAGUCGGUGGUUCGUCGCCAGUCCCCCCGCGAGGGCGACGCGAAUUGUGAGCAAGGAGCAGUGCUUGGCUGAGUGCGCGUUGAUGCGAGGCAUCUGCAGAGCGGUUCAGCUGCGACCGUCGUCGCCCAGCACCUGCGACAUUCUGACCAUCAGCUGGACAGCCGUCAGCGACCCGAGAGAAUACUUCGCGGACGGCGACGGCGACACCGACUUGUACGAAAACAGCUGUUUUCGAUGGCCUGUGCUGGACGAGAAAAGCUGCACGUUCGAAAUAGGAAGUCAAGAGUACGACGCCUCGUCGGUGUUGUUCGACGAACGCCACAUGGACGUUCGCUCGGCCAACGAUUGCCAUCGUCUGUGUCUCAACCGUAGGAACGUCCUGUGCGUCUGGUACGGCUAUGCGGAACGACCACGGAUCUGUUACCUGGCGCACGACGACCAGAGGUCGUCGUCAUCCGCUCUUGAUUACUUCCCUUGGCGCAUGCAUCGGCCUCCUCAUGACUCGUCACUGAUCCUCACCGGCCGGCUGUUGAACUGCGUGGAAUUUACGCUGGCGUGCACCGAAAGGGCGAUGUCAGUGAACGCGAAUAGUCUUAAACUGCUCAACGGUCACCUGCUGUCGGUUUUUGACGACGAAAAAUGUCGGACAGAGAUCAGGAAUGCCUGGAACGCCUCCCUCAGCAUGCCAUACAAGGAAUGCGGCACCGUACGAGAGACCACGGGCCAUUACAUGAACAUAGUGGAACUGAAACACAUUGGCAGCCAGGUGGUAACUGCUUCCGAUCGACGGGUGAAGCUGCUGUGCCAAAUGGACCCCGGAACUCAGCAGCGCUUGAAUUACCACGUCAAAGUUCAACCGGACAAUUUAAGCCAGAAAGUGCGGGUCAUUUCUUCGGAAGACUCCCGCUCCAGCUCCGGCCGCUUCGAACUGUCAAUCCUCGACGAGGCGUUGAAUCCGACCUCAUUGGUGAACACGGGCGACGAGGGAUACUUGGAAGUGAAGUUCAUUAGCCCGUUCAGAAAACAAGCGUCGUUCAAGGUCACGGAUUUGACGGCAACGGACCUCAAGGAAGGAAACGACUUGGUGCUGUACGACGAACGAGGGUCGGUUAAUAAAUGCUCGGUACAUAAGGACCUUGUCGGCGAGUUCGUGAGGGUAGACGACGAAACCAUGAGAUCAAGAAUAAAGUUUUUCGCGUUUCCUGAUUCGAACCGGGUUUAUUACAAGGGACGCGUGAAGCCCUGUUUGGAAAACUGCGACCCUGAGGACUGUGAGCCGGCGGUAACCGGACGUUUGACUCGCCUGCGGCUCAGGAGCGAAGGAAAUCGGCGACGACCACCGGUACUCGACCGAACGGCGCCAGGCUUCCAUUUCGCAAACGUGGUCGCUUUGAACGAUCCCGGACAGCAAAAGCGAUGA
Messenger RNA from Soboliphyme baturini, 1812 nucleotides. The record is from the annotation of a GenBank genome assembly. NCBI's taxonomy places the organism in Eukaryota, Metazoa, Nematoda, Enoplea, Dioctophymatida, Soboliphymatidae.